This is a messenger RNA of Osmerus eperlanus (European smelt), 1530 nucleotides long. RefSeq lists its product as uncharacterized. The record is from RefSeq and is a predicted model, not a curated record. Bases 51 to 980 code for a protein of 309 amino acids. Lineage: Eukaryota; Metazoa; Chordata; Actinopteri; Osmeriformes; Osmeridae. The transcript has 8 exons.
AUAAUACUGGCUGCUCAGUGCUCCUCCCUUUGACAGAGUGAACAGAUAGCAUGUCUCCGUCUUAUGUUCUACUAAUGUAUGUCACUUGUUCCACAAUCAAUGAAGGAUGUGCAGACAGUGUCACCACUCCAAAGAUUUUAUUAAACCCAGGGUACAUCAAUGAAGUUACACCUGUCUUUGUGCGCUGUGAGUCUUCAAACCACAAUGCACACAAGUGUCAAUUCUACAAAGACAGGGGAUCUAAUCCAAUACAUACAACUCAAAAUGCUACAUGCCAAAUCAAAGUGACCUGGAAUAAGUUUAUCAGCUGGAAAAAGACAGAGGUCGAGCUCAGCUGUGCCAUACUGGGUGGAGACGGGAAAACAGUUCUUUCCAAGAUGAGCAACAUGGAAAGACUUAAAGUCAAUGACCCAAUUGGAAUAACCAAGAUCCACGUGGAAAACACAGGUGUCGAUUUUUGGACACUUCGGUGUGUGGCGACGGCUGGAGAAUUAUGCAAUUUCUACCUAAAUAACAUUCAAGUAUUAAUAAAGGAAACACCAUUCCAACGAGGUGUGUGUGUGGAGAGAGUGUCCACGGAGGUGCUGUGGAAAGAGAGGAUGAUGAGUUCUGGAGACGUCUCCUUCUCCUGUGAGGUGAAGCUGAAGGUUAGGGAUGAAGGCUCUGGGUCUUCGUCCUGGGCAGUAAAACGGAGUGAACCGUAUAACUUCACUGAAAAAGUUUUGAAUUUACCUCAAAACACCACCUCAGCCAGUCUCAUCCUAUCCACUAGAGGAGGUUCAGAUGACCUAGCCCAAGGAUUCGGUCCACAGUUCCCUCUCUUCAGUGGACUGAUCACCACUUCUCUCUUCUGUUGUAUUCUCCUUAUCGGCUCCGUGGUAUGCUGCUACCGCCACAGAGAAGCCAAGAAAUCCUCCACUGCCAUAAGAAGAAACCGACAUGAACAGGAAGAUUCACUUGAACCUGUGUGUGAGUAUUGAGCAGUCAAUGUAUCCUCUGAAAGCCUGUUUAAAUGCAGCCACAAACCACCCUGCAUGUUUCGUUUUAUUCUACAAUAGAUUUUCACCUGUGUGAAAAUCACUUGAUCAUCAGCAAUAGACAUGAAUAAACAGCUCUUGGGUUUCCUGGGAUUCUAGCACUUGUUUAGUAACUCUGUUGCCUUAUACUCAGCGUUUUACAUUUGAUAAUUGCUCCUAAAACAGAUGCGGUCAUCCAAAGACCUGCAACCGAGGUGAGUAGUCGUGUGGUCAGUGAGAAUGACUGAAGGAUAGCUCUAAACAUAAUGAUACUUGCUUUCACUCUCAAUGUUAAUUUGUAACACAUAACAUUGUAAUAUUUCAUUGUAAUAUUGUAAAGUAUAAUAACUUACCCUGUCUUUCCCUGUUCACUCUAUCACUCUUACAGGAAGACACUGUUGUGAAUUAUGCUCCAGUGAUAUUUCAACGGCCAUUACAACCCAGAGUUGUGCUUGAUCAUUUUGACGAGUAUGCAGAAGUUGUCAUACACUGAAAUUAAUCUUCUUUAAAAUUU